Messenger RNA from Odobenus rosmarus divergens (Pacific walrus), 1229 nucleotides. Its product is annotated as transcription elongation factor A N-terminal and central domain-containing protein-like. The coding region runs from base 108 to 1229 and encodes 373 amino acids. The transcript has a single exon. Gene Ontology annotation, biological process: DNA-templated transcription. Lineage: Eukaryota; Metazoa; Chordata; Mammalia; Carnivora; Odobenidae. Gene Ontology annotation, cellular component: nucleus. The record is from RefSeq and is a predicted model, not a curated record.
GGAGUUCUCCCAAGAUUCCCGGGCUCCUGUGCUUCUCGGUUUCCUCAUCUGUAAGAUGAGGAUAAGCCAUAUACCUGACUCCGGCUCAUUGUGAGGAUGGAGAUGACAUGAAUGUGUAUGGCACAUGGACUUCAAUAAAUGUACAUUGCCUUCUGCUGUUAAGAGCUGUAAAGAUGUCUGACCAGAAGCAGGUAGCUGCCAAAGCCUCCCUUAUUGAGCAACUGAUGUCUAAAAGGAAUUUUGAGGAUCUUGGCAACCACCUUACUAAGCUGGAGACUCUUCAUGUGACUAAAGAGCAUCUCCAGGAGACCGUCAUGGUCAGGAUGGUGUACAGAGUCCUCAAAAACUGCCCUACGGUGGCUUUGAAAAAGAAAGCCAAGCGUUUCCUGUCAGAAUGGACAGCUCUUUAUAAGGAUCUCCACUUCAAACCAAGGGACAGCCCUAAAUCAUUCCCUACGGGCAGAAACGAAGAAAACUCUGGACUUUUUCAUGACCCAAGUCAGGAUGAGAUAUCAGGUGGCUCCAGUUCUAAUUCAUCACCCCACAAUGUUGCAAGAGCCAUUGAAACACUUGUGCCUGAAAAUGGCACGAGUCAAAUGGAGCCCAGGGAGGAGCAUUUCAGGGGUGGUGACCAAAAAUCCACUGACCAGAGAUCCAGUGAGUCACUGGAUCCCACAGUACCUGUGAGAGCUAAAUGCACAGAACUUCUUUAUGAAGCUUUAAUGAGUUCUUGCACAGAUCAGCCCAAAGCUGAUUUGUGGCAAAACUUUGCAAGAGAAAUUGAAGGGCACAUUUUUACCCUUCAUUCGAAGAACCUCAAAAAGUACAAAACUUGUGUUAGAAGCAAAGUUGACAGUCUGAAGAACCCCAAAAAUUCUCAUUUACAACAGAACUUGCUCUCUAGGACCACGUCUCUGAGAGAAUUCACCGAAAUGACGGUGAUGGAGAUGGAGAUGACAAGCAAGGAACUGAAGCAGUUGAGAGCCUCCUACACGGAAUCUUGCAUACAGGAGCAUCACCUUCCCCAUGCCACUGAGGGCACGCAGACAAAGAAAAUAAAAUGCAGACGCUGUGAGAAGUUCAAUUGCAAGGUCACCAUAAUCGCCAGAGGAACACUUUUCCUGCCAAGUUGGGUGUGGAAUUCAAAUCCAGAUGAAGAGAUGAUGACCUAUGUGAUCUGUAACAAAAGUGGGAAGCAGUCAUAUCAUAGCAAGUGGGUCUGCCUGUGA